AACUCAGCGCGGAAUGUGAAGCGUGGAGUUGCCCUUCGAAUGUGCUACGCCGCCUCGAUGCGAUUGGCUGGUUCGCGGACAGCGGUCCGACACGAUUGGCCAAUGGCCCGCAAGCCCGAGCCCUUGUUGGCCUAGGACAGCGCGGAAGCGGGGAGUUAAAGAGUCUGUGCCUGUUGUGGGAGCAGGCUUGGCCCCUUCGGAACGCUGGAGUGGCCUUUGGGGAACUUCUUUUUUAUACACACCAUUAGUUUUUUUCUCUGUGCUAUGGGAGAAGUCAAAGAACCAAAAAUGCAAAUAACACCGGAAACUCCAGGAAGGAUCCCUGUUUUAAAUCCUUUUGAAAGUCCUGGUGAUUAUUCUAAUCUCCAUGAACAAACUGUCUCCAGUCCUGUUUUUAAAUCAACAAAAUUACCAACCCCCGGAAAAUUUAGGUGGUCUAUUGAUCAACUAGCUGUAAUAAAUCCUGUAGAAAUAGACCCAGAAGACAUUCAUCGUCAAGCCUUAUACUUAAGUCGUUCUCGAAUAGAUAAAGAUGUGGAAGACAAAAGACAAAAAGCCAUUGAAGAGUUUUUCACUAAAGAUGUCAUCGUACCCUCUCCUUGGACUGAUCAUGAAGAGAAACAGCUUUCAGAGUAUCAUUCCAAUAAAUAUAUUAAUGUAAAUAAUGAAUCUCCAAUUGGAAGAAAGCUGACCAUCCAUUCUGAGAAAAGCAAUGCUGCUUGUCAGACAUUGCUCUCUCUUCCUGUGGAUUUUAAUAUAGAAAAUGUUUUAGGUGACUAUUUUAGAGCUGAUGAGUUUGCAGAUCAAUCUCCUGGAAACCUUAGUUCUUCAUCUCUCAGAAGAAAGCUAUUUUUAGAUGGCAAUGGAAGUAUCUCUGACUCCUUAUCUCCGACUUCUCCCAGAAGUCUUCCCAGCUGUGCUACAACGUCACUUGAGGUUUUCUACUCAAUAGAUUUAUCUCCUGUGCGGUGUAGGAGUCCUGUGCAGACGCCAAGUUCGGGGCAGUUUUCUUCUAGCCCUAUUCAGGGUAGUGCAAAAAAACACAGUUUGGGAAGUAUAACCAAUCCUUCACCAACUUCUUCACCCACUUUCUCACCAAUUGCAUUUCAAAUAGGAAAAGCACCUCUCUCAGAACAGAGGAAGAUUACUUUCCAUUCUCCUGAUGCUUCAUCCAGAAUAAAUGCUAAUGGAAUUAGUAAUCCAUGUAUCAGAAGUCCUUAUAUAGAUGGCUGCUCACCUAUAAAAAACUGGUCUCCUAUGAGACUCGAGAUGUAUGGAGGUGGUACUCAGUAUCAGACCUCACUGAUUCGAAUACCUUUUACCCUUGAGGCUCACAGUGAAGACGAAGAAAACAAAGUGAAUAUUCCUUCCACCGACACCUCAUCACCCACUGUGGGCACUGCUGGAGCCCACCUGCGGCAGGGGGACAGUGCCACUUCUCCACACGGCGCACGUUUAGUAGUGACCUCCCUGUCUGUCACACAGAACCAGCCCAGUGCUGCCGCGGAGGUCCUAGCACUGCUGCAGGACGUGGAGAGUGAGAAGGAGAACAACACUGUGGAUAUGGUUGACCCUGUAGAGACAGCAGAGGAGAACACUUGGAUUAAGGAGCCGGUGGACAAUGGGAGUUCACCCAUGGCUGAUUCUGUGAGCGGGAUCGCCUUCAGUAUUGAAACCUCUCAUAUGUGUAUGUCACCUCUUGCCGAAAGCAGUGUCAUUCCUUGUGAAAGCAGUAACGCUCAGAUGGAUAGUGGCUAUAACACACAGACCUGUGGAAGCAAUAUUAUGGAUACGGUUGGAGCAGAAAGUUACUGCAAAGAAACUGAUGCACAUGCCUUGGAAUUUGAGACCAAACUUCAGGUUUUUAAUACAAAGCCAGGCCACACAGCCCAGAGGUGCUGGAUGAACACGGUGAACGCGCGGUGCGGCAGCCCCCAGAGUUCCGCUCUCGGACCCCAGGACUACUGCUGAGUAGCCCCUCCCGUGGCUUUAUGCACAGGAUCAGUAAUGUGACCGUGACUGGAGAGAAACUGCUUCCACUAACAUGCUUCGCUUUUCUUUCCCUCCUCAAUGUGAAAAAUCAAGGGCUUAACUUAGUGACACAGGGGCAAAAGAAAAACACCUGGAACUUCCAACAAGUUGCUGAUGUACAAGUUUAUUUUCGGUCAAUAAAUACUUUUGUACUCACCUUGAGCGAUGUUUUACAAUAAAAGCUUGAGCGAAGACCCGGCGCCUGUCCUUACAGGGUCGGUGAGCUGCUCACCGGCCUUACAGAGAGCACUGCGUGUAGCAGUUCUGAGAACAUGUGGAACUGUGAAAGUGCUGUUUUAUUUUAUGUAAAAUUAUGUGAAUCUACAGAUGAAUUUAAAUGUAUAAACUGUGAAGGAAAUCUGAUUUAGAUAUAAAACAAAUUUAAUCAAAGAGGUAGGACAGAGGUGGCAGGUUCCCCAAAAUUUUCAUUCUGGGACUCUGUUUAUUUCCAUGUAGAAAUCUUAGUUCCAGUGGUAACUGGCCUAGUGACUGUUUUAAAAACUGUAAAUACUAGAAAAGGUUGUAGUAACAACACCUUUCCAUUCUGUAUUGUUUUUAUCAGUGGGGUAGAUGCGGGGUGCUCAGGGUGUGUCUCCAUCCCUGGGAUAAGGACAGCCUUCCCGGCUCAAGCCUGGCGGGGGCGAGGAGUGAGAACACGGCAGGGACAGGGUGACGGCGGGGCUCCCGGGGGGCUUCAGACUUGGGAGCGAAUGGCUGGGCGGGACUUACAUGCAUGCUGGGAGUGGACUGGGAAUUUAAGUGCUGGGGGUAUUCUUUACCUUUGGAAAAUGUAGUCAUAUUUACAAACCAUUUUUUUUAAACUGUGUGACUCGUAAAGGAGUAAUACUUCAUAUGCAGCCCUAGAGAAUAAAGACAUCCUAUCGUUGUGUCCUUUU
Messenger RNA from Artibeus jamaicensis (Jamaican fruit-eating bat), 2927 nucleotides. It is a transcript of the gene BORA, whose product is annotated as BORA aurora kinase A activator. Gene Ontology annotation, cellular component: nucleus; cytoplasm. The record is from RefSeq and is a predicted model, not a curated record. Gene Ontology annotation, molecular function: protein kinase binding. NCBI's taxonomy places the organism in Eukaryota, Metazoa, Chordata, Mammalia, Chiroptera, Phyllostomidae. Gene Ontology annotation, biological process: activation of protein kinase activity; regulation of mitotic nuclear division; regulation of mitotic spindle organization. The transcript has 12 exons. The coding region runs from base 265 to 1971 and encodes 568 amino acids.